Molecule: messenger RNA, 2119 nt
Organism: Anarrhichthys ocellatus (wolf-eel)
Lineage: Eukaryota; Metazoa; Chordata; Actinopteri; Perciformes; Anarhichadidae
Product: DEP domain-containing mTOR-interacting protein
Exons: 9
Coding region: 911-2119 (402 amino acids)
Biological process (GO): intracellular signal transduction; regulation of signaling; G protein-coupled receptor signaling pathway
Cellular component (GO): plasma membrane
Molecular function (GO): guanyl-nucleotide exchange factor activity; GTPase activator activity; protein binding
Source: RefSeq, a predicted model, not a curated record
UGAGCAAGGAUGGCUCAGGGACAUUAUGCUAAAGAUAGGACACUAACAGCUUAAGAGCACAUCGCCAGCAGACACUGGGGUCACAUUUCGCCGCAAAGCCACACGCAAGAAAACAGUCACACCUCCUGAAAACAUUUGAUUUCUACACACAAAUAUAAUCAAUGAAAGCCAUCGUUGCAACAACAGAUCUUAGAAACAAGGCUUCACUUUAUUUGCACCUGAGAACUGAGAGCAUUACGUGGCGAUGGAUAUUAAUUUGAUAUUAAUUCUGUGUGCACACCCACCUACAAACUCAACCUCAUCAUCAAUUAAGUUUGAGGCUGCCAUUUCUGUUACAAAGUAUAGGCAGGAUUUGUAUGCUGCCUGAGAGGCUGGAAGCACAGAAGCGCUCACAUGUCAAGACUUAGACGACAAGCACCGUCACUAGCAUAUUUUAAAAUUUGACCUCAUUCAAUUUCAUCCAAUGCGGACACAUAACGGCGCAUCUUCUAGGAAACUAACAUCCGUAGACGCACCAGAUAAUCCAGACUUUAAUCUAUUUUGUGUUGCAAAGCACAGCCUGCAUCACAGCGUCCAUUAACCGACAGUAGCGGGAUGAUUAGCACCAUGAAGACAAUUAGCAAAGGGUUAUCAUGAGGAUAACAACAGUCAGUCACUUGUUUCUCUCAAAAUGCAAUAAAUAAAUAAAUGCGACAGCUUCAGCCUUAAGAAUAAUUAAGGAUAAGAGAACACAAAUGUCAACACUGGACAGUUUUUGUACCAUGUCUUUGUCUCCCUUUCCUUCUGUAUACACAACAUCUUUCCCACAUGGCAAACAGGGUUCUGUGUGUUUCAAUGGCUAUUUUGUAAAUACAAAGGGCCAUAACUAAGAGUUGGCUUCACCUAACCCUCCAGUCCACAUGUAGCAAACAUGGAGCGAACGGGUAGCAUCAGGAGAAAAGCCAUAGCCAGACAACAUAAAGGAGAAGUCAUGAUUGCUGGAGAACAACUCAGGUUGAGACUACACGAUGGGAAACUGAUCAAGGACCGGCGCUACCACCUGCGCACGUUUCCUAACUGCUUCGUGGCACAGGAACUGAUAGACUGGCUAGUGAGCCAUAAGGAAGCUCCAGAUCGAGCAACAGCCGUCUGCCUCAUGCAGCACCUCAUGGAUCAUGACAUCCUUCACCACGUCUGUGAUAAGAGGCCAAUGUUGAAGGAUGCCAAACUGCUGUACCGUUUCCGCAAGGACGAUGGCACGUUUCCCUUCAACACAGAGGUGAAAAUCUUCAUGCGAGGACAACGGCUCUAUGAACAUCUCAUCGGGGACAAGAACUCCAUUCUGCAGCUGAGAGAGGAGCACGGCGUUGCAUAUCAGCGCUCCUUUCCGGGCUGCCAGUUGAUAGACUGGCUCCUUCAGAACGGGGAGGCAGAGAGCCGGCGCCGGGGACAGGAGCUGUGCCGCGCAUUGCAGGAGCAUGGCAUCAUUCAGCACGUGGCAAAGAAGCAUGAUUUCUAUGACAGUGGACUGCUCUAUCAGUUCUGCAUCAAUUUUCGCCGCAGACGCCGCCUAUCUGAACUGUUGAAUGAAAGCGAACAAGACGAGAGCGAAGAUGUGGCAGCGUCCACACAAGAGGACAACCAUGCCGAUAGCCUGUUUGUUCUGCACAAAAGCCCGCCUCAGGAUGGCAACAGUGCCUUCCAGUCUGUGAGGUUAAGUAAAGAGCUGAAACAGGUUACCAGUGGGCAUCGAGGCAGCUUGAACUCCCCUCAGCUUCACUCUUCUGGACCUUUGGUCCAGCUGCCUUCGACUUCAGUGAGAUGCAAUCCUGAAUCAGUGCUAAGAAGACAUUUUACAUGUGAGGAGUUAUUUGCACCAGGGGCACCUUUAAUCAAGAGAGUGUUGACGGUGAUAGGAGAUGACCUGGGCUGGGGCUUUGUUGUCAGAGGCAUGGCUCCCUGUUACGUGCAGGCCGUUGACCCGGGAAGCCCUUCAGCAGCUGCAGGAGUUAAGGUGCGGCAGUUUGUGUGCCAGGUGAACGGAAAGUGUGUUCUCUUCCUGGACUACAGGACAGUCACCAGGCUGGUGAUGACAGGGCCUCACACGGUUGUUCUGGAAGUUAUGGAACCGCUGGAAUGA